Messenger RNA from Triticum turgidum subsp. durum (durum wheat), 1035 nucleotides. NCBI's taxonomy places the organism in Eukaryota, Viridiplantae, Streptophyta, Magnoliopsida, Poales, Poaceae. The record is from the annotation of a GenBank genome assembly.
AUGGAGCUGCUGUCCGAUUGCCCCGUGCACACCUCCGUGCCGGACAAGUACGUGUUGCCCCCGGAGAAGCGCCCUUUGCUCCUCAACGACGAGCCCAGCUCCGAUGUCGCCAUACCGGUCAUCGACCUCCACCGUGCCGCCGACGACCGCCAGCGCCACCUGAUCGUCGCCGAGAUCAUCAAGGCCUGCAAGGAGUUCGGCAUCUUCCAGGUGGUGAACCACGGCGUGGCGGAGGACGUGGUGCAGGGGUUCCGGGAGGCGGCGGCGGGGUUCUUCGGGAUGCCGGCGGAGGAGAAGCUGCCGUACCGCUCCGAUGACCUGAGCAAGCACUUCCGCGUGUCCUCCAGCACCCCCUAUGACCGGAACGGGGACCGCUAUUGGCUCGACUACCUCAAGAUCAACUGCCACCCGGUCACCGACGAGCACGUCCGAGAGUGGCCGGAAAAGCCGGCAAGCUUCAGGAGCUCCCUCGCCGAGUACUCCGCGGCGGUGCACGAGCUUGCACAGACGCUGCUCCGGCUCAUCGCAGAGGGGCUCGGCCUCGACGGUGGAUUCUUCGCCGGCGACCUCAGCGGCGGCAGCACCCAGAUGAACGUCAACUACUACCCGCCGUGCCCGGACCCAAGCCUCACGCUGGGCCUCCUCCCGCACUGUGACCGCCACCUCCUCACCGUGCUCUCGCAGGGCGACGUCGCCGGGCUGCAGGCAAGGCACGGCGGGGGGUGGCUCCUCGUCCGCCCGAUCCCAGGCUCCUUCGUCGUCAACCUGGGCCACCAGAUGGAAAUCAUCACCAACGGGCUCCUGGCCAGCGUGGAGCACCGCGCCGUGACGAACACCGCCGCGGUGAGGCUGUCGGUGGUGACCCUCAUCAUGCGCAAGAUGGAGUGCCGCAUCGGGCCGGCCCCGGAGAUGGUGAACGAGGCGACGGGACCGGCGAAGUUCAAGGAGUUCGAGUUCAGCGAGUUCAUCAAGGCCUACAGCGCCGCCGCCGCCAGCAGGGAGGACGUGCUCCACUACUUCAGGAUCCACCGCUAG